UCUCCUCUCAGUCAGGGAGAGAAACGCUCCAGAGAAGUAGAGACACACCAGAGGAGCAGAGACCUUGGACAUUACGCACGCAGCCUGAUACUACUACUACUACUACUACAGCAGGACUCCUUUAUAUUCAAGCAGCAGCAGAAAAGGAGAGGAAAAGUUUGGAGACAUGCAGUCAGUGUACCAGCAGCUGAUCAGCCUGCUGUUCAUCUUCAGCAGCCUGCAGCUUCACCAGCUGACAGAAGGCUGUUCAUGCGCUCUGACGCACCCACAGGACGCAUUCUGCAACUCAGACAUAGUGAUUCGAGCUAAAGUCGUGGGCAAGAAGCUUCUGAGAGAUGGACCUUUUGGAACGAUGCGCUACACAGUCAAACAAAUGAAGAUGUACAAAGGAUUCGAAAAAGUCCAGCACGUGCAGCACAUUUACACGGACGCCUCGGAGAGUUUGUGCGGUGUGAAGUUUGACAUCAACAAGUACCAGUACCUGAUCACAGGACGUGUGUACGACGGCAAGGUCUACACGGGGCUGUGCAACUUCAACGAGCGGUGGGAGCGCCUCUCGUUGGCCCAGAAGAAAGGCAUCAACCAUCGCUACCAGCUGGGCUGCAACUGCAGGAUUAAGCCCUGCCACUACCUGCCCUGCUUCGUGACCUCAAAGAACGAGUGCCUAUGGACGGACAUGCUGUCCCACUUCGGCUAUCCCGGCUACCAGUCCCGGCACUACGCCUGCAUCCAGCAGAAGGAGGGCUACUGCAGCUGGUACCGGGGCAUGACCUCACGCGACAAAACCACCAUCAACGCCACCGACCCCUGAAACCCCCGACGCACCCUUCCCCUGAAAUCCACCGCCGCCUCCCUUGACUCCGUCCCAUCCCGAUCACUUCUAGAGUAUUACAGGACUCUUUAAGCUCACUGGCCUGGGUGACGGCCUCUUUAAAAGGGGCAAAAAGAACGAAUCCAUUACAGUGCCUGUUUCGUAGCACUUCUGAUAGAAAACAAUACCUUUUUUUUUGUUGUUGUGCAGAUCGCCCUGUUGAACUACCAUUUUCCCCAAACCACGAAUCAAACCAAACCGUCUCUUCAGGGUUCAGUGGUGUAAAAAACAAAGACAGACAUUUAUAAGACCAAUAAGAAGUGUAAGACCUUAUACAAACUCUAUUGGAUCUACAAAGUUGAAGAACUAUUCUCCAAGACAAACAGCGGCUUGUAGACAAUUAAACACAUCAAUAAGUAUCAUUGGUAUUAAUGAGCGACCUGCGGUUAGCCUACUGCUAACCUAGUGUUAUGGUCAUUUUACUAGGUCGUGACGUAUCAGAUGAAUUUCAAUCAAUGAAAAAAGUACUGCCAAUAUCCACUAUGUAAAUUUAAGAUGUAAAGCUGCAGAACUCACACAGUUCUACGCAUCAACAAUACAGAUCGAAUGUGAGGUAUGAUGCGUUAUACGUCUUAUUGCGGCCUCAAAAGAAACGUUUGAAAAUGGUAUUGUUUUACAGUGAAGUAAACAUCGAUUAUGUUCACAGUUUUUUACUGUAACAUGUGUCUUUUAUGGAUGGUAGUAUCUCUGCUUACCUGAAUGUUUGCAAUGUAACUCAUUUUGCAGUUAUAUCACAAACAACGCCCUUUCUGUUGAGCACUGGCGAAUAUCAGAGAAAUGCUAAAAAAAAAAUUAAAAAAAAAGUCUGUGUUAACAGUGCCAGCGCCGGGAAGAGCUCUUGCAGAGAUGGUGAUAUUUUUAUUUUUUGCUGUAUAUAACAUAAGCUACAGAAAUGAACUAUCAACUCAGCUGAAACCUCUGUACUGCAUUUAUUUAUAUGUUUAUCGGAUUACACAGUAACUACGUGGUAUCAUCUGCAUAAAAAAAAAAGAGGAAAAAAUAUAAUAACUGGUCAAAACUACAUUGUGACAACCAUCACAGCCUGUGCAACCGUCCAGAAUGAAGGACCAGUAUCUCCAGUGGUAUGGUACUUAUGGUACUUUUGUUGGUUAGUUUGAUCGUAGUUCCCCAGACUGGUACUCUUCACCAAUCCAAAUGAAAGUCAAGUAUAAGCAGAGGUUUCAGAUAUUGAGAUAUUUUGUAAGUGUAUAUUCAAUCUUUUUGUAUUUAACUAUUUCAAAUGGACAUUAUAUAUAUAUAUACAGUAUAAAUAUAUAUAUAUAUAUAUAAAUGAAAGUAACAAUAUUGUCACUAAAUUCAUUCUUCUUCACCUGCUCCCUUCUUUUUCUUAUUUUAUACCCCCAGUGCCAUACCUUCAGUCCAUUCCAUUAACAGACACAGAUUUGUUUUCAAAGGGAGUAACAGCCCCCUUCAUCACUAACACCAAGAGAAUAUUACGUCGCUAACGCACUGUGGCUUUGACCAAGUUGGUUGUUUUCAAAAGAGAAGUUUGACAUUUUUGGGAAAUACGUUUAUUUGCUGCUAAACUAAGCUACGGUCUUGUCGCUGUAGCUUUAUAUUUAACGGACACACGAGAGAGAAGGAUAUAGAAAUUUGCGUCCAUCAGCAAGAAAGCAAAUAAGCUUAUUUCCCAUAAAGUCAAACAUUUUUUUUUUUUAAAACUCAUUCAUCUCCAUUCCAAAAUGACAAAAAUGUGGCGUUUUCCCAAAGUUUUCUUCAUGUGAAAACAGCAUUUAAACCACCUCCAGACACUCAAGCUAAAGUCAGAUCAUAUCAGAGGAGGAAGAUUGAUAAAAAGGACAAUAUUGGGCUGAUAUAUAUUACAAUAAAAUUAUUUGAUUUCAGUGUUUAAUGUUGCAUCACUUGUACUCAGCUUUCAAGAAAAUUGAAACUCUGAAUAGUAUUCAGCCUCCUCUUGAUAAUGAAUCUUUGACUUGCAGCGUACAGAGAGUCAUGAUUAGCUAUCAUUUUGUUUUUAAGGAAGUUACAAGAAAAGUUAAUAAUUACCGACCUUCGAGGGAAAAGACUUUGUGUAAAGCAAACAAAUCUACGCCUGUAGAGAUUUUAUUUUGUACAAAAACACGUCCUCUCCGUCUUUAUACGUGUUGACGAGGCUCUUUCUCCGGCUGUGGCGUUUCUGUGUCACUAUUUCUGUGGUUCAUGUUUGUGUAAAUAUACUGUCUGCUUAACACAGAAACACUUGGUCAAGUUUGAUCCUUAAAAAGAAAAAAAAAAAAAAUCCAAUCAAGGAAGCUGUGUACAGUCUGUGUGUAAACACUGAUUCCUGAAGUGUGUGUGUGUUGAGGUGGGGGAGGGGGGUUCCUUGUAGGGGUUAUAGAAAUGUUUGACUUAAUUUCUGUGUUUUAUAUUUUUAUAAUAAAGAUUUAAUGAAAAACGG
Sebastes umbrosus (honeycomb rockfish) is the source of this 3290-nucleotide messenger RNA. RefSeq names its product metalloproteinase inhibitor 3-like. The record is from RefSeq and is a predicted model, not a curated record. The transcript is spliced from 5 exons. NCBI's taxonomy places the organism in Eukaryota, Metazoa, Chordata, Actinopteri, Perciformes, Sebastidae. Bases 167 to 811 code for a protein of 214 amino acids. Gene Ontology annotation, cellular component: extracellular matrix. Gene Ontology annotation, biological process: negative regulation of membrane protein ectodomain proteolysis; negative regulation of endopeptidase activity. Gene Ontology annotation, molecular function: protease binding; metalloendopeptidase inhibitor activity.